Molecule: messenger RNA, 927 nt
Organism: Scedosporium apiospermum
Lineage: Eukaryota; Fungi; Ascomycota; Sordariomycetes; Microascales; Microascaceae
Exons: 9
Coding region: 1-927 (308 amino acids)
Molecular function (GO): methyltransferase activity
Source: RefSeq, a predicted model, not a curated record
AUGGCCAACCAAGAAGCUGCUGCAUCCAGUCCUCCUGGAGCCGAGGACGCCAACACACGCAUCGAAGUUGACGCUGCAUUCAACGAUGACGACUCAGCUUAUGCUGCAUCACUUGUGUCGGACACCACUUCCCUGCGGACUUCAUUCAGGGAAUACAAGUGGGAACAUGGUAGGCGAUAUACUGCCGCUGAAGACACGAAGUAUUGGGGACCAAAUGAUGAGAAGCAACAGGCAGCCGAAGAUCUCCUGCAUGAGAUGCACAAGUUUAUCCUAGAAGGGAAACUCCAUCAAGCACCGCUGUCAGAUCCCAAGACCGCCCUCGAUGUCGGUUGCGGUAUCGGUUCCUGGGCCAUCGAAUUCGCCGACGAGAAUCCCGCUUGUACCGUUACUGGUAUCGACUUGUCUCCAAUUCAACCAACUUUCGUGCCUCCAAACCUCCGCUUCGAGGUAGAUGACAUCAAUAAACCUUGGACGUAUCCCGAGGGCCACUUCGAUUUCGUCCACAUCCGAAACAUGUUGGGCACCGUACCAAACUGGACUGAAUUUCACAAAACAGCAUUCAAGCACAUUAAACCCGGCGGCUGGGUCGAACAAGUUGAGCUAUCGAGCGUUAUGCGUUCGGAAGAUGGUUCUAUUCCGGAAGGUUCCGCCAUUCAGAGGUGGACUGGCCUCUUUGACGACAUCGGCGACAAACUAGGCAUUACGUUCCGAGCCGCCGAAUCCGCCUACCCGGCUAUCACAGAAGCCGGCUUCAUCAACGUCACACAACGCAUCAUCAAGGUACCGCUUGGACCAUGGCCCAAAGAUAAGCGGCUCAAAAGCUGGGGUCAGUGGUGUCGUUACUUUUCUCUCGAGGGGAUGGAAGGGUUCGCCCUCCGGUCGUUCGUUGACGUUUUGGGGGCGCAUUGUUUACGGUCAGAAACCUGA